AUGUGCGGGGGCGACAUUGUGCACGGUCCCCCAGCCGGAGAACAAGCACGAGAUAAUAAGGUCACGUGCUACGGCAGUCUCGUCUCGCUGGGCGGAAUUCACCCCUUUUGCGAGAAGAACCGCCAGGCCCGCUGCACCAGCGAUGAAUCCCUUCAGAGCUCCGUCUCGACUAGACGGAGCUUGGCACAAGCGAAGUGCAAAGCUUUCCAGAUCCCGAACUCCAAAGCAAACGGGCCUCAGCCCGAGUGUCCGGUCGAAGCGGACAUUGACCUCCCAGGCGACCUAAAGGAUCAGGUCCUUGUGUUCAAGUAUAAGGGAAAAUUUCAUGCCGUCGAUCACCAAUGCCCUCACUCGUCGUUCCCACUGUCACAGGGGAGCCUCUUUGACAUUGAAGAUUUUGGUGUCGUGCUCAGCGCCGGCAUCACAUGCCCCAAGCACGGCUGGUCCUUUGACCUCUUCUCUGGGCAGUCGGACCGUGGCAAUUACAAGCUCAAGGUUUGGGAGGUGCAGCAGCGUGACCUUCCUGCAUCGGCCGAUGGGGCUUCUGAGACUACCGACAAGGAGGUGUGGGUGAGGCGGAAGCAACGAAUUGGCUAG
Messenger RNA from Aspergillus thermomutatus, 597 nucleotides. RefSeq names its product Rieske (2Fe-2S) protein. The transcript is spliced from 4 exons. Gene Ontology annotation, molecular function: 2 iron, 2 sulfur cluster binding. The record is from RefSeq and is a predicted model, not a curated record. NCBI's taxonomy places the organism in Eukaryota, Fungi, Ascomycota, Eurotiomycetes, Eurotiales, Aspergillaceae. The coding region runs from base 1 to 597 and encodes 198 amino acids.